ACGGACACACAGACUCUACUCCACUUUGCUGGGAGAGUGAGAGGACGCACAGCACUAACAGGACAAAGUCACGGAUCAUCCUAACAGGCUCCGAGCCUGCGUAAAUCGUCGACUCAAGUUAUUUCUCGAUAGGAAAAUUCACAUUAAAGUCAAAUAUUUUCUUGUCUGACUUGGAGUGGCACUGCUGAGCAUUCUACAUUGAGACAGGAUGUCGGAGCUUUCCGUGAAUGACCACCUCGAAGGGAUUUUAUCUGAUUUUGAAGCACUGAAAAGAUCCUUUGAUGUUGAGGAUGUGGAGGCUCUACCUGCCUUUUCUACUGAUUCCCCUAGCUCCACCCUUGUUUCUCCCUCUUCCUCCCAUUUCUUCCACAUUCACAACAAAGUCAGUGAGGGGCAGGGAGGAGGUAGCCUGUCGCCUUCAUUAGCUUUCACUGGCAACAACAGCCUGGGGUCCACAUCCCAUCACUCCAAUAUCAGCCUGGGCUCUAAACCAAGCCAAGGGCUCAAGUCCCAUACAAUAGGCAGCCUAUCCUUCAACCGAGGGACCACGAUUAAGCCAGCCAUCCACAACAAUGGCUCAUCUGUGACCAGAGCUGCAUCCUUCCAGAGCAGGUUAAACCCUAGUGGUUGCUCAAUGUUCUCUGGGCCAGGUAGUGACAAUGAUAGCCUCCACAGCUCCACAUCCAGCCUGGAAUACACUGGUGGGGUGGGAGUGCCCUCCCAUUUUCUAAACUUGGGUCAUAUCCCAGUCCCCCAUCUCGAGGGGAAUACCAGCAAACCCAUCAACAUGAUCUACCACAACAACACUUAGAGGAAGGUGCUAACUUGAGACACAACCCCAACCUAAAGAAGUUCUCCUCCCAUAAUAAUGUAUUCCACUCUGAGAUGGAUCAGGGGCCAGGGGUGCUGCUGGGAGCUCCAGAAUCUCGGGGGGUGAACCAUGGCUCAAUGCCCAGCCUAGAUCUUCAAAACUGUGAUGGAGGAGGAGGAAUGUUGAGCAUGCAAAGAGGUGGAGGUGGUGCUAUGAUGUCUCCAGGGUUGAGAUAUGCAAAUGCAAAUGUCAGCUGGAAUGGUUGUCUUCAUAAUAACACUUUCUUUGGAGAGGAGGGCUCAAAAUACAACUGGCAGCGAGGGCCCCAGAUUCCUAAGACACCUCAGUCUAAGCCAAAAGAGACUCCACGUCUUAACAAGUUUCCCUUGGAUCUGGACAGCUUUGUUACCAGCACCUCAACUUCUUCCCCAUUAAGACUCAAGG
Molecule: messenger RNA, 1255 nt
Organism: Notolabrus celidotus (New Zealand spotty)
Lineage: Eukaryota; Metazoa; Chordata; Actinopteri; Labriformes; Labridae
Exons: 2
Coding region: 209-811 (200 amino acids)
Source: RefSeq, a predicted model, not a curated record